Striga hermonthica is the source of this 277-nucleotide messenger RNA. Lineage: Eukaryota; Viridiplantae; Streptophyta; Magnoliopsida; Lamiales; Orobanchaceae. The record is from the annotation of a GenBank genome assembly.
UUUUGUUUCUGAAGAUUCAGUUUUAAAUUUAUGGCAUAGUAGACUUGGCCAUGCAGCCAGUGAUGUAAUCAAGAGGGUUUUGGUGAACUUUGAGCCACUUCUUGCUUUUAAUAAAGAACUUGAACCUUGUGCUGCUUGCUUGCAAUCAAAGAGUCAUAGACUCCCUUUUAAUGAAUUUGUUACCUCUUAUUCUGCUCCUUUUCAAUUGGUGUGCACAGAUCUUUGGGGCCCUUCACCUAUCAAGUCCCAAGGUGGUUAUAGUUACUACAUGAGUCUG